Molecule: messenger RNA, 1905 nt
Organism: Salvelinus namaycush (lake trout)
Lineage: Eukaryota; Metazoa; Chordata; Actinopteri; Salmoniformes; Salmonidae
Product: solute carrier family 2, facilitated glucose transporter member 1-like
Exons: 11
Coding region: 1-1905 (634 amino acids)
Biological process (GO): response to insulin; monosaccharide transmembrane transport
Cellular component (GO): apical plasma membrane; basolateral plasma membrane
Molecular function (GO): hexose transmembrane transporter activity
Source: RefSeq, a predicted model, not a curated record
AUGGGGGCUCUGCCAGGUGAGCUCCACCUGGUGGUAGAUGAGGCUGAAGAUGUGGAAGAGGAAGGAGAGGCCCUGAGGCUCCCAGAGGUGCCCAACAUCCCAGAGGUGCCAGGAGAGGACCUGAGGAUCCCAGAGGUGCCCAACGUCCCAGAGGUGCCAGGAGAGGGCCUGAGGAUCCCAGAGGUGCUCAACGACCCAGAGGUGCCAGGAGAGGACCUGAGGAUCCCAGAGGUGCCCAAUGUCCCAGAGGUGCCAGGAGAGGACCUGAGGAUCCCAGAGGUGCCCAACGUCCCAGAGGUGCCAGGAGAGGACCUGAGGAUCCCAGAGGUGCCCAACGUCCCAGAGGUGCCAAGAGAGGACCUGAGGCUCCCAGAGAAAAAGCAGGUGACAGGAUACCUCCUGUUCUCCCUGGCCACUGCAGUCAUUGGCUCGCUGCAGUUUGGCUACAACACAGGGGUCAUUAAUGCACCGGAACAGAAACUGCGGGCCUUCUUCAAUAACACAUGGAUGGAGAGGUAUGCCGAGCCCAUCAAACCAGGAACGUGCACCAUUGUGUGGAGCUUGUCGGUGGCCAUCUUUAGUGUGGGCGGCAUGGUGGGCUCGUUCAGCGUCGGAGUGAUGGCAGACAGAUUUGGGAGGAAAUUGUCCAUGUUCCUGGUCAACAUCCUGGCUGUGAUCGGAGGCCUUCUCAUGGGUUUCUCCACCAUUUGCUCCUCAUAUGAGAUGGUCAUCGCUGGACGCCUCGUCAUUGGCCUCUUCUGCGGCCUCUUUACCGGCCUUACGCCCAUGUAUGUGGGGGAGCUGUCCCCCACCCCUCUCCGGGGCGCCUUCGGCACCUUGCACCAGCUGGGCGUAGUGAUUGGCAUCCUGGUGGCUCAGAUCUUUGGCUUGGAGUCUCUGCUGGGGUCGGACAAGCUGUGGCCUCUGCUGCUGGCUCUGACGGUCAUCCCGGCCGUGGUGCAGUGUAUCCUGCUGCCCUUCUGUCCCGAGAGCCCCCGCUUCCUCCUUAUCAACCAGAACAAGGAAGAGCAGGCCCGCAAAGCCCUGGUGCGUCUGCGUGGCACAGAGGAUGUGAGUAAAGACAUGCAGGAGAUGAAGGAGGAGAGUUCCAAAAUGGCCAUGGAGAAGAAAGUGACCAUCCUCGAGCUGUUCCGCACCGCAGCCUAUCGGCAGCCGCUCCUCAUUGCCGUCAUGCUCCACCUCUCCCAGCAGCUCUCCGGAAUCAAUGCUGUGUUCUACUAUUCAACUGGUAUCUUUGAGUCAGCCGGUGUCACCCAACCCAUUUACGCCACUAUUGGAGCAGGAGCUGUUAACACUGUCUUUACAGUGGUAUCUCUCUUCCUGGUCGAGAGGGUGGGACGAAGGACUUUGCAUCUCGUCGGAUUGGCCGGAAUGGCCGUCAGUGCCCUGCUCAUGACUAUUGCCCUCCUGUUGAAGGGCUACUCAUCUCUGAGCUACCUGAGCAUCGGGGCAGUGUUUCUGUUUGUGGCCAUGUUUGAGAUGGGGCCUGGUCCUAUCCCAUGGUUCAUAGUGGCAGAGCUCUUCUCCCAGGGUCCGCGGCCGGCCGCCAUAGCCGUGGCCGGCUGCUGCAACUGGACCGCCAACUUCCUGGUGGGAGUCAGCUUCCCCAAACUGGAGGAGCUGUGUGGGCCUUACGUCUUUAUCAUCUUCAUGAUCUUACUCAUCUUCUUCUUCAUCUUCACCUUCAUCAAAGUCCCAGAAACCAAGGGCAAGACCUUUGACGAGAUCGCCCGCGAGUUUGGCGGAGCCCCCCUGCCCCCCACCACCUCUGUGGAAGCUCCUCCCACUAGUAGCAGCGUAACACUUCCUGCUUCGCCCAUCAAGGAGAAGGUCCCAUUGGUGGGGGCGGCAGCAGCAGAGGAUAAGUCCAUCUUAACUGCAUAG